UUCGGAGGUGACUGUUGUGGUCACGCAGUGUUGGAAUAAGCGACAGUUUACGCACUUUGACUGUGUCUACCAAUCGUGAAAAGUUAUGAAAAACAUUCAACUGACAUUUGGUUGACCCUCGGGGCAAUUUGAUCUUUGCUUUCUCGCUACGUUUGGAGUAUAAACAAAGGAAAAAUGGCUUCUCAGAAAGCCAUGGAGGAAUUGGCUCGACAGUCAGGUUUUGAGGAUUUGUCAUUCGCUACAAGGACAUAUCGUCCGGAAUACGCUUCGUCUCCAGACCUACGAAGAUCGUACAGACCUCAACGCGUGAUCCGAACUUCUGAAAUAGAAUCUACGUUACGUGCCAAACUUGCUUUCACCGCAGGGGGGCGCGAUCGGGAAGGCCGAAAUAUUUUGACUAUACCAGCCGGAAAAACUGAAAAUUUGAGCGUAGAUCAGCUUGGAGAUACUCUCUCCUACUUAACUCAAUCACCAAGAUCUCUGAAGUGA
This is a messenger RNA of Pocillopora damicornis (cauliflower coral), 489 nucleotides long. RefSeq names its product obscurin. The record is from RefSeq and is a predicted model, not a curated record. Gene Ontology annotation, biological process: regulation of DNA-templated transcription; protein phosphorylation. Lineage: Eukaryota; Metazoa; Cnidaria; Anthozoa; Scleractinia; Pocilloporidae. Gene Ontology annotation, molecular function: protein kinase activity; sequence-specific DNA binding; ATP binding.